AAGACUUGCGUAUGACAUAGCGACUGCUGUGGUAUCAAAUGAUUUCUGAUAUGCAUUACGAAUAAAAUCAGUUAGUCUCUUACUCUCUUUUCUAUUAUCAUGGCUGUUAGCGCAGUUUAUCUCGGAUCAGACGCCUUUCUUGUCUGUAUGAACCAUGCCUUAAGUACGGAGAAGGAAGAGGUUAUGGGACUAUGCAUUGGAGAGGUUGAUACAAAUCGCAUUGUACACAUUCACUCUGUGAUCAUCCUGCGGCGGUCAGAUAAACGGAAAGAUCGUGUGGAAAUCUCACCUGAACAGCUCUCUGCUGCCUCAACCGAGGCAGAAAGAUUAGCGGAGAUCACUGGACGCCCAGUGAGAGUUGUUGGAUGGUACCACUCCCAUCCACACAUCACAGUUUGGCCAUCACACGUUGAUGUGAGAACCCAAGCAAUGUAUCAGAUGAUGGAUCAAGGAUUUGUGGGACUUAUUUUUUCUUGUUUCAUUGAGGACAAGAACACUAAAACAGGUAGAGUGCUUUACACCUGUUUCCAGUCAGUCCAGGCACAGAAAGGCUCAGAGUAUGAGAGAAUAGAGAUUCCAAUUCAUGUCGUACCACAUGAGGCCAUUGGUAAAGUCUGCCUGGAAUCAGCUGUAGAACUCCCCAGGAUCCUUUGCCAAGAGGAACAGGACACAUACAGAAGGAUCCACAGCUUAACCCAUCUGGACCCAAUCACAAAGAUCCAUAAUGGCUCAGUGUUCACCAAGAACCUGUGCAGUCAGAUGUCUGCUGUGAGUGGGCCACUACUGCAAUGGCUGGAGGACCGUCUUGAACAGAAUAAGCAGAGCGUUCUGGAGCUGCAACAGGAGAAAGAGCGCCUCACCCUGGAACUUGCCUCCUUGUAAUGGAAAUGCAUGACUGGGAAUGCAUGGAGUGAAGUGUUUGAUUUGUGCCAUUUGAUGAGGGAGCACUUGUACAGAUUAAUACUUUUAAGGAUGUAUAUAAAUUAAUUUAAAAUUAUCUCAUUACACAGAUCUUCUGGCAAAGUGAUUGACAUUUUGUGGAAAAUUGGUUAAUUUUUUUUUUUUUUUUGUGAUUUCUAAAAGUUAAUUGUAUCCACUUAUGUUUUGAAGCCAUAUUGUGCUCUAUUCACACUGCCAGUAUUCCCACAGUCUUGUUUAUCUUUCUCCUCCACUGUUGCUUCACUCUGCCUCAAUAUACCAAUAUUUUAUGACUAGAGGCUUAUCAGUAAAUAUGUGUGCUUACAAUUAAACAGACUGUAAUUCAUGGGAAUUAAUGGGAAUUGCUAAUAAAAUACCAAUACUGAUUUA
This is a messenger RNA of Sardina pilchardus (European sardine), 1308 nucleotides long. RefSeq names its product BRCA1/BRCA2-containing complex, subunit 3 (gene brcc3). Lineage: Eukaryota; Metazoa; Chordata; Actinopteri; Clupeiformes; Clupeidae. The record is from RefSeq and is a predicted model, not a curated record. Gene Ontology annotation, biological process: protein K63-linked deubiquitination; double-strand break repair. Bases 100 to 882 code for a protein of 260 amino acids. Gene Ontology annotation, cellular component: BRISC complex; BRCA1-A complex. The transcript has 8 exons. Gene Ontology annotation, molecular function: metallopeptidase activity; cysteine-type deubiquitinase activity; polyubiquitin modification-dependent protein binding.